Anopheles moucheti is the source of this 1452-nucleotide messenger RNA. It is a transcript of the gene nudC, whose product is annotated as nuclear migration protein nudC. Gene Ontology annotation, cellular component: cytoplasm. The coding region runs from base 78 to 1061 and encodes 327 amino acids. Lineage: Eukaryota; Metazoa; Arthropoda; Insecta; Diptera; Culicidae. The transcript has 5 exons. Gene Ontology annotation, biological process: protein folding. The record is from RefSeq and is a predicted model, not a curated record.
CAGCACAGAAGUGUCGUGCGUGAGUUGUAGAUUUCGGUUUCCUCGAGCAAACAGUUCACAAAGGUUUAGUACAGAAAAUGUCGGAAAACGAAGCAAAGUUUGACUCCGUUUUGUUUGCGAUGGCAGAACAACAUUCCGGUGGCGUACCGGAGAUGUUAGCUACAUUCGCCGGGUUUUUGAACAGAAAGACUGACUUCUUUGUUGGCGGAGAUGAAGGCGAGUGGGAGAAGCUGGUGUUACAAAUAUUCCGACGAGAAGCAGCGAACGCACAGGAAGUGGCAAGAAAAAAGCGCGAGGAGCGUGAGGCAGCAGAACGAAGACGUCAGGAAGUGCUGCGCAAGAAAAAGGAGGAGGAAGAACAAAGCAAUUCAGCUUCCAUUACCGAGCUGACCGAGGAAGAAGCAGAACAAUUGCAGAAGGAACUGGAUGCGAAAAAACAAAAAGAAAGUGAACCACCCGUGCAAACAACACCAACAGAUGAGGAAUCAGCAACUAAAGCCGGAAGUGAUACGGACGACGUAGAGCCGGGUGAUGAAGGUAAGCUGAAACCAAACCGCUUCAACGGAUGUGAUCUGGACAAAUACAGUUGGACACAGACGCUUCAGGAAAUUGAGUUGCGCGUUCCGUUCGAUGUUAAGUUUACUUUAAAAGCGAAAGAUGUCGUUGUAAACAUGCAGCGAAAGACACUGAAAGUAGGCCUGAAGGGUCAUCCGCCGGUCAUUGACGGAGAGCUAUGUGCAGAGAUCAAAAUGGAGGAUUCACUCUGGCACUUGGAGAAAAAUGCGGUAAUAAUAACGUUUGAAAAGAUAAACCAAAUGAACUGGUGGGACAGGCUGGUGAAAACGGACCCGCCUAUUAACACGCGCAAAAUCAAUCCCGAAUCGUCGAAAUUGGCCGAUCUGGACCUAUCGACGCGCAGCAUGGUCGAAAAGAUGAUGUACGACCAACAUCAAAAGAAUAUGGGUCUACCUACGAGCGACGAGCAGAAGAAGCAAGAUAUGCUAAAAAAGUUCAUGGAACAGCAUCCUGAGAUGGACUUUUCGAAGUGUAAGUUUACCUAAACGAUCGAACCGGGUUCUCGAACAGUGCAAUCGAUUUGAAAAUCUCCGUUUAACAUGCUUUUCACAAACCAAUCGAACCGCAUGGUGCUCGAUGCUGGUGGUGCAUGACAAAAUUAGCAGGUGUAAUGAUCGAUACUCCAAGGUUUAGCAGGUUUUAAGAAUGCUGCCGCGCUCUCAUAGGCCAUCGCCAUUAACCAUGGUAUGUUUGUACUUUUGUGAUGCAGAUAGCGUGUAGCAGGAGCACUGGCUCACUGCUACGUUUACUUUCCACGUAUUAUAUUGUCAUUUCCACCCAACGACGUAGAAAAUAGAGUAUGAUCGUUUAAGAGUUCCUUCAAAUUGCCGCUUUGUUCUAACGCGUGCCGAAAGAAACAAAACUAUUCUUUCGUAU